Betta splendens (Siamese fighting fish) is the source of this 1162-nucleotide messenger RNA. It is a transcript of the gene armc1l, whose product is annotated as armadillo repeat containing 1, like. NCBI's taxonomy places the organism in Eukaryota, Metazoa, Chordata, Actinopteri, Anabantiformes, Osphronemidae. The record is from RefSeq and is a predicted model, not a curated record. Bases 1 to 813 code for a protein of 270 amino acids. Gene Ontology annotation, molecular function: metal ion binding; protein binding. The transcript has 6 exons.
AUGACGGACGCCCUGUCAGUGGUGAGUCAGCUGCGGGACUUGGCCUCGGAACCACAGAAUCGAGAGGCGAUAGUCCAGGACCAGGGCUGUCUCCCAGGCCUGGUCCUUUUCCUGGACCACAAGAACCCGGAAGUUCUCUUCGCAACUCUGCAGACAUUGCGUUAUUUGGCUGAGUUCUCUCCCAACAUUCCCAACAUGAAGAAUGAACUGGGUAUGAUGGUGAGCCUAGAGAAUCUAAUGGAGAGUAAGGGCAUGUCUGUUGACAUCACAAACUUGGCCCAGGAAGUGUAUGAAAUUCUGAGCGCAAGAGCAAAUCCAAUCCCCCGUACAGCUCAGCAGGAGCGCAGAAAGAAAUCCCAGUUUUUCAUCAACUCCUCCAACAACAAGGCAAAGUCCGUCACACUGCACAUCCAAGGACUGGACAGCACUACCCAGCGAGGUUUGUGUGAGGAAGCUCUUCUGAAAGUCAAGGGGGUGAUCAGCUUCACAUUUCAAAUGGCCUCCAGGAGAUGCACAGUUCGCAUCCGAUCAGACCUGCCCACAGAGAGUCUUGCAUCAGCCAUCGCUGCCACUAAGGUGUUAUCAGCCCAACAGGUUGUGAAGAAUGAGUCGGGAGAAGAGGUUUUAAUUCCCCUGAAUCCAUGUGGAGUGAAGGUGCAGGAAAACUCUGCUCUGCCAGACUACCUUCCAGAGGAGGAGAGCCCAGAGAGGGGGGUAGACAGAGCAAUAUCCCGCACCACAGCUAAGGAAGAUUCCAGCGGGAGCUGGCUCAAUUCUGCAGCUAGUUUCCUCUCAAAAACCUUCUACUGGUAAAGUAGAAGUUUCACUCCCAGUGUCACAGAGCUGUACUUAAAGGCUCCUCAUGGUGUAUGCAAUAGAAUGAACUACAGUAUUGUGAACACAUUCACAGGACUGCAUUGUUGUUUUAUUAACUUCACCAAAUUAGCGAUUUGACAGCCGAAGUAUUUUGAGCAUUUAAGCAUCUAACUCGUUUCUACGAGUUGAGACAAGUGUAAAUAUUUUUAUUGUUUCUUUUUACUUUAUUUCCAACCUGUCAGUUUCACUGUGUGAAAACAAAACACUUCUAGUUUUUCUGUAUGUCCUGCUGUUUAUUUUGAUGGUUGUGCUUGUUUAUGCUCAAAUAAACAUACACGCGUCUGCA